Molecule: messenger RNA, 3428 nt
Organism: Archocentrus centrarchus (flier cichlid)
Lineage: Eukaryota; Metazoa; Chordata; Actinopteri; Cichliformes; Cichlidae
Product: rac GTPase-activating protein 1-like
Exons: 17
Coding region: 163-2067 (634 amino acids)
Biological process (GO): Rho protein signal transduction; mitotic spindle midzone assembly; mitotic cytokinesis
Cellular component (GO): spindle midzone; cleavage furrow; centralspindlin complex
Molecular function (GO): GTPase activator activity
Source: RefSeq, a predicted model, not a curated record
UUGAACUUUGGAGAAGAAUGUGUAAACUUUAUCGGACAGGUGUGGCUUUGUUGCUGCUGCUGGGAUAAACGCUGCUUUUAGCAUCGAAUUUUGUUACAGUACCUGCUCGUCGCACUGUUACAACAUUUUUAUUUAUAGCUAACACAUCUACAGGGAGACACCAUGGAGCUGUCUGCAAUGAACCUGUACAACCAGUUUGAGAGUCUCAGAGUCCAGGUGGACGGUCUGAAUGAAAGCAUUGAACCACAGUUCCUGCAGAUGGCAAUGAACUUUGAGGAUUGCCGCAAGAAAUGGCUACAGGCAGGUGAGGAGCUAGUUUCCUGUAAAGAGAUGCUGGCUAAAGCAGAGACCGAGAGGGGAGCUUUGGAAGUCAAACUAAAACACGCCCGAAACCAAGUGGACGUGGAGAUCCGCCGGCGGCAGAAGGCUGAGGCUGUAUAUGAGAAGCUAGAGCGACAGCUACAGCUGAUCCGAGAGCUCCUGAUUUCAGAGAACAGCGGUGGCAGCGUCCACCUAAGUGAGGAACAGCGCUCAGCCCUGGCCUUCCUCAGUGCCCACUCCCAAGCAGCACAAGCUGCUAAAAGCAACCUCAACUCCAGCCGAAGACUGACUACUAUUGAUGAAUCAACUUCUUUGCUGUCAGACAUCAGCUAUGACCAAACAGAUGACUCUCUGGACUGGGAUUCCUCUGUGAUGAAGAAUGUCAGACUGCGCAGGCGACAGAAACGACGUUCCUCCAGAAAACCUUCUGAAGGUCACUUACAGACAGUGAAGAAGCCCCGCUCUACUGGAUGUACAUCAGAUAGGAUGAAUGAAUCCAUUGUGGCCAAAACAACCAUCACUGUGCCUGUAAAUGGUGGUGCUGUUGAGGCUGUCUCCACCAUUGAGACUGUGCCCUACUGGACACGCAGCAGAAAGAAGAGUGUUGCUCCAGCAUGGAGUGAUACACCAGCUACUGAUCACUCUGAAACGGUCAGUGAGGCUCCCAGCACACCGGUCUCUGAAUUUCCAGCCCAACCCCAAACCCCCAGAGCCAAUACAGGAGGAAAGAAGCACCACUUCAUCUCCAAAACAGUGAUCAAGUCUGAAUUCUGUGUGUCAUGUGGAAGAAGAACAAAGUUUGGCAAGCUGUAUCUUCGCUGCCAGGAUUGCAGGGCUGUGACCCAUCCUGAGUGUCGUGACCUCUGUCCCAUGCCCUGUAAUCCCACAGCUGUUAAUACUCCCAUCAACAACACAGCGGCCACUCUAGCUGACUUUGCUCCGGUCACCCCUCCAAUGAUCCCUGCUUUGGUUGUUUACUGCAUUAAGGAGAUUGAACAAAGAGGCUUACAUGAGGUUGGCCUGUACAGAGUCUCUGGCCAUGAGCGUGUGGUGAAAGAGCUGAAGGAAAAGCUCAUUAGAGGAAAGACUCUACCUCCUCUUAACAAAGUCGAAGACAUCAAUGUCAUUGCAGGCGUCCUCAAAGACUUCCUCAGAAACCUUCCAGAGCCACUGCUCACCUUCCACCUCAACAAAGCCUUCAUGGAAGCAGCAGAAAUCCAGGAUGAUGACAACAGUCUUGCAACGUUGUAUCAGACCAUCAGUGAGCUGCCUCAACCAAACCGAGACACCCUGGCCUGUCUGAUGAUCCAUCUGCAAAAAGUGUCUCAGAGUGUGGAUACCAAGAUGGAUAUAAACAACCUGGCCAGGGUUUUUGGCCCUACCCUUGUGGGUCAUGCUGUUCCUGACCCAGACCCUAUGACCAUCCUGCGUGAUACCAACAGACAACCAAGGGUUGUAGAGCGCUUGCUCAGUAUUCCAGGCACCUAUUGGAGCCAGUUUGCUUAUCCAGAUAAUGCAAGCAUUGAAAAUGCACACAACACGGACACUCCAAACCACAAAGUGAGCAUACUGGGGCCAGUGACGACUCCAGAGCACCAGAUGAUGGCCAAAACACCUUCUUCCAGCUCGCUGUCUCAGCGCAUGAAGCAGACCCUCACCAGUACCACCUUGUUUGGAAGCAAGAGCAAAGCAACAUCUGCCCCUAAUCGCCAGGGAAGCUUCUUCGCUUCUCCCCAGCUGAAGUAAUGGCAAAUAAAGGGAAAACCGCCUCACUCACAUUAUACUUCUAGGUUACGUACUGCAGUAAAUGAACAUAUAUAUUUAUAUAAUCAUGUUGGAAUACCACUAUGCAAUUUUAGCACAUUUUAUUACUAGAGAUUUUUUUUAGAGGACUUUCUAACAAGAUUUAUUUUGUUUUGAAAAAAUGAUGAGAGAAUGUAAGUUUUUUGUUUUUUCUAUCGUUGAUUACUAAUGUUUUAUUGUUGGCUAUUAUUGUAAGAGGUUUUAAUGACCAAGCAACCAUACCACACUGAUUCAGGGAUUGAGAUCUUCUGCUUCAUGUGACGUUCAAAGCUGUUUUCAGUGGUUUUGUUUGUUUUGGUUUUUUCCCCCUUGAACAUGUGAUUAUAAUCACAGCUAUUGAUACACUGUAAGAAGUCAUUGGUAUGCACCAGCACACAUGAAAAGCACACACAGCUAGAAUGAACAAAGACUUAAGAAGCAGCGUUAUUGGCUCGUCCUUUUAUUUUUAUUUUAUCUGAUUAUUAUUUUUAUUUAUUUUUUUUGCUUUGGUUGCCUUGUCAUUAAAACAAUGAUUUUAUGUUUUGUUUAUAUAUUAAUGUUAAUAUGCUCUGAUCUAUACCAAUCACGGCAGUUUUUGAAAAGAAACAACUUUUAAAUACGUUAAAAAUGUAAACACUGAGGUAAACACUGAUACCAGUUGGGAAAUUAGGAUGCAUUUUGCACACUGUAAAAACCAAAGUGUAUUUUCUACAUGAUAACAUUUACCACUAGAGGCUGCUGUUGCACCACUUUCCAUAUGCAAUCCUUAACCAAUGAAGACACCAUACUGUAUGGUUAUGCACAUAACCAGUCAGACAUCCUGACACUCCUUUAAUUUGAUAUAUUUAGAAGAAGUUACUCUGCUAACGUAGAACAGUUACGGCAAGAGACUCUUGACUCACAUUUAUGUGGUCAUCACAAAAAAGCUUGAGCUGCUUAAAUGCAUUACUGUGAAAACUAAUUUGCAUGCGUAUUUGUAACCACAGAAGCUUUCUUGCACCAUUAAACUAACAAAACAAACAAAACACACACCAAACUAAAAGGGUCAGUCUUCUGCUCUCAUCACUUGUAGCAGAUGUCAGUGCGGUGACGCCGGGUCAAAUGAUGGUAUUUAGGGUGAGAUGUCCAUUUGGCCAAAAACUGAAAUGCCAUUUUCACCCAUGAAAACUACAUCCAGCUGUUCGUAAGAACCCUGUAACACUGCAUUGUUUUAUACAUAUUUGAUACAUUCUUGUACAUGUAUUCUUUUAUGUGCCGCUGUUUUUUAUCUAAAUAAUAUGUAAAUGAUUGUAUUCUGCCAGAGAUUCUGUGAAACGAACAUUAAG